AGAAACAGAAUACAAAACACUCAAAACACAGCAAAACUCGAACAUACACAAAAAAUUAUCAAAACAAAAACAGUAACUCACAAGUCACAACACAAAUUUUUUACAUACCAAUAAAUGCAAAGUCCUAACAACUACCAUAUUCAAUAGUGUUUAUCGUACCAUUUUUUCAUAUGAUAUUGUUUCCCAUGAAUCAAAUAAUUUAGUGGUCAACUGACUAGCUGAAAGAGGUAACUUACUCUGCUUAUUUGUGAUCGAUGAAUAUAUCUUCAGUUUAGGUAUUGUUCUCCUAAUCAUUAUCUUGUGAACAUGUUCUUGAGCUGCAGCAAACAAAAUUUUUGGAAGCAAUACAGACUCCAAGGGGUUUUACUCAAGUCAUACUUUGCUUAUCAAUUAGACUCUAAUGCUUGACAUGAAAGUCAUUUAUGUAAUUAAUAUUCAAGCUUAACUGUUUGAAAAAUUCAUUCAGGUCGCAUUUGUAGUCUUUGAUACAUUCUUUCAGUAACUCAUACACCACUACCAGGUUUCAAAUUCCGCCUCUAAAUCUCUUCUGAAGCCUGAUUUUUUGUGUGUGUGUGUGGCAGUUAGUUUUUUUUCUGGUCACGUUGAAUUUUUUAACUGGCUUUCUUUCUUUCUGCUCUACUUUCCAAGAGAUUAUUCUCCGUAGAUGUGCACUAGAUCAAGGUGUGUGGGAAAGAUGGUUCUUCUUCUUGGCUCUCCUAUCCUGAUGUUUUUACUUUUGCCUUGGAUCUCUUCUUACGGUGGUUGCUAGAGCCAUUCGAUUCCGGAGACCCCAUGUCGCCGACAUCUGAAAUCGAUCAAGUGUGGAACCAGAUGCAACAUGGCAUGAGGAGGAUGAGACCGUUGGUUGUGGAGCAACAACCGGAAAGGGACAUGAGGUUCCCGAAGCCAGCCAUGGUUGUCCAAGAGCGGUGUAGCAGAUCCCCACACCUGGAGUGGAUGGAGAAGUACUGGACCGAGCGCUGGAUCGAAAUCACUUUAGCGGGUGGUACCUCGAUGGAGGAGAUAGAAGAGAUCCGGGCCUUUGUGAACUAUGACAGGCCGGUGAGGACGCUUGAGGAGGAAAGGAAGGCCCGACUGGAGAUGCUGGAAGAGUGUCGUCGCAUGAUUGAACGUGAUGAUGAAGAAGAUGCUGCGAAGAAAUCACUGGAGGAAGAGACGUUUGCUGCAGAAGACUCGGAUCUAGGUCAUGUUGAAGGAUCCUUGAAGAGUUUCUGUCCACUGAUGGAACCGAUUCAGCUGACACUUGAGAGGAAGAAUGAACUUGCGGAUGAUCAUCAAGUGGCUUCGCAAGAGACGCAAAAUGGUAAAACCUUAAUUUGUUGGGAUCAAAAAGUGGAGCCGUACUUUGAGAGGGGUAAAGAUGCAAGCAAGGAGUUGCUUGAGACCAAGAGGGAAAAGUGUGCCCACCAGGGGUUCGAACAAAUGGCUGAGGGAGAUGUAAGAGUAACAAAGAAGAAGAAGAGAUGGAAGCAACUCUUAACAGAUAUUGAAAAGAAGUUGGCGGAGAUUUGGAGCUAUGAAGAGAGUGAUAAAUCAGAGACAUUGGAAAUACAGAUGGAGUACACAAGCAACAGACAAAGAAAGUGUUUGAUGGAGUUGUGUAAGAGAGAACGCUGUCAAUGGGUGCACACUCGUGAAAGGGUUGGUAGAAAAUGGCUGCUCAUGUUUAGGAAGAAGAAGAGAAAGAGGAAGAAAAGGACAGAGAAUGCAGAGAAGAACUAUGGGUCUUUUGAAAGAUCAAGAAGAUGCAAAGAGGCUGGAAGAGCUAUGUUAAGAAACAUAAUCAGAUGUCGGCAUAACCAUGAGAGGAAAUAUACAUUUAAGGGGGUGAAUGAGUUAAGUGUCGAGAUCAAAAUAAGUAAUGAUCAUGCGUUUGGAGGAAGGCUGCUGCUGAAUGUUAAGACGAAGAAGAGAACAAGGCUGUGGAAACAUUAGAAACAACAGAUACAUUAUCAGAAGGGUGAUGUCCACAUAGGGAGCUUGAGAGAAACAACGAAUGUGAAAGAGAUGGGGAGCAAGCAGGUGCCAGAACUUGCAAAGCUGUUACGGAGUCAUGUGACAGAUUUGAAGAAGCGUGAAAAAUGGAAGAAACACAAGG
Molecule: messenger RNA, 2119 nt
Organism: Brassica napus (rape)
Lineage: Eukaryota; Viridiplantae; Streptophyta; Magnoliopsida; Brassicales; Brassicaceae
Exons: 3
Coding region: 793-1956 (387 amino acids)
Source: RefSeq, a predicted model, not a curated record